Oncorhynchus gorbuscha (pink salmon) is the source of this 1273-nucleotide messenger RNA. RefSeq names its product MICOS complex subunit mic25a-like. The transcript is spliced from 6 exons. Gene Ontology annotation, biological process: inner mitochondrial membrane organization. The record is from RefSeq and is a predicted model, not a curated record. Gene Ontology annotation, cellular component: MICOS complex; mitochondrion. NCBI's taxonomy places the organism in Eukaryota, Metazoa, Chordata, Actinopteri, Salmoniformes, Salmonidae. Bases 218 to 625 code for a protein of 135 amino acids.
UCCUACAGACGGACACUAUUCUCUUCUUCCUCAUCCUACUCUACUAACUCUACCUCUCUUGCAGAACUAUCUCUCCUCUACAUCUUCUCCCUCUCUCACAGACACUAGUGUCUCUAUGGUAUAUGGCAGACUACAGUUAGUACAGGCCACAACACAGUAGACCUACAGGAGUGGACACACGGCAGCACACAGCCAGAGAGAGCAGGAGCACAGUCUCAUGGACGAGGACUCCAGCAUGCAUGCUAAACAGUUGGAGAAGAAAGAGGAAGAGAUGAAAGCACUGGGCACUUUUUUCAAGGAGCAGUUGGAACAAGUGGAGAAGAGGGUUUUUCCACAUCUGUCCAACUACAGCCAACCUGACCGUCUAUGGAUGGUUGUUGAACGAAUCGGCGAGAAUUUGGAUCGAUACAAGAAAACCAAGAAACAGUUCUACGACCAAGCCACAAAAUCCAAAGCUCUUGUAAAAGCGAGGAACACAGAGUCUGUGUGCAUCAACCUGCAGUCCCAGAUCCUCAACUGCUACAAGGAGAACCGGGAGCAGACAUUGCAAUGCUCUGACCUGGCCAAAACGUACAUGCAGUGCAUUGACGCAGCCAAGAAGAACCUGCUGGUAAACCAUGGAUGAAGGAUGAAGAGCAAUGGAGAACAGCAGUGGAAAAUACUAAAACUCAUGUCCAGGAAUAGUUUUACUGAAGCACAAAAAUUGGCCGUUCCAAAUGUAGCACUCCUUCUUAUUUAGGGGCAGCGGGCUGCUUUGGUGUUAGCAUCAUGUCUUUUAUACAUUGUUUUAAGCAGACACUAUUGUACAUUUUUCAGGGUACAAUAGAUAUUUGAAAGAGGACUGACUAACUACAGGUUUUAAGUUCUAUAUACAGUACCGGUCAAAAGUUUGGACACACCUACUCAUUCAAGGGAUUUUCUUUAUUUUUACUAUUUUCUACAUUGUAGGAUAAUAGUGAAGACAUCAAAACUAUUGUAACGAUCUUCAUCUGAUGAACAGGAAAGAUCGGAUCAAAACGCAGCGUGGUAAGUGUCCAUGUUAAUUUAAUAUCACUGAACACGAAAUACAAAAUAACCAAGUGAAACACCGAAAAUUUAAACAGUCAUGAAAGGUGACACAACACAAAACGGGAAACAACUACCCGCAAACACCAGGUGGGAACAGGCUACCUAAGUAUGGUUCUCAAUCAGAGACAAUGAAAGACAGCUGCCUCUGAUUGGGAACCAUACCAGGCCAAACGCAUAGAAAACAUAGAAAAACCCCAACUCCAAC